AUGAUGAUUAAUAUGAAUUCACAAAUUUCAUCUAAACGUCUUUCAUCAACAAAAUUGUUAAAAAUCAAUAUUUUAGAUGAAAAUGAUAAUGGACCACAAUUUGAUCAAUUAAGUUAUAAAGUAAAAAUUUUUGAAAAUUCUCUUGAAAAUACUGAAUUAAUUCAAUUGAAUGCUAUUGAUAAAGAUGAAGAAAGUCAUAUAAUUUAUCGAUUUGCUCAAUCAACUGAUCAAUUUAUACAAAACUAUAGUGAUAUUGAUUUAAAUUUAAUUUUGAAACAUUUUAAAAUAGAUAACAAAUUAGGUUCAAUUAAAACAACAAAUAUCCCAUUGGAUAGAGAAAGUAAAGAUUCAUUUUUAAUCCCUAUAAUUGCUUAUGAUGAUGAAUAUCCAAGUAGAACAUCUAAUGCAUGGAUACACGUUGAAAUAGGUGAUAUUAAUGAUAAUACACCUCACUUGAUAGGGAAUACAACAUUUUGGAUAGAUGAAGAAGGUACAAUUACAGAACACGGGACUAUUAAUAGUCCUACUAGUAGUUUAAGACAAUAUCAUGGUAAUUAUCAAAUAUUCAUUGGACGUUUGUUAGGUGAAGAUGAUGAUAUCGGUGAAAAUGGACAAAUUAUUUUUAAACUAGGCUUUACUAAUCAAAAUAAUCUUAAUAAUAUUUCAAAAUGGUUUUUGCAUUCUGAUGGCAUGCUAUUUGUUCAAUCGACUACAGUACAUAAUAAUGGAGAUCAUAUCAAUAAUUAUUUAGAUCGUGAAACAAUUCCUGUCUAUAAGAUUCCAAUUAUCAUUAGUGAUUUAGGCAAAAAUCCUACACGUUCAUCUACAGGUACAGUGACUAUCAGUUUAAGAGAUAUAAAUGAUAAUUCACCUAAAUUUUUAAAACCUUCAUAUCAUGAUUUAAAUUUCACUCUGAAAGAUAACAGCCAAUCAUCUUUGAGUAUUCCUAAAAUUAUGUCACCUAAUAUACCAAGUGAACGAAUCAAUAUUCUUCGUCUAGAUAAUUCAAAUCCUGGUACACUGAUUUAUACUGUUCAUGCUAUCGAUUCAGAUGAUGGUAAUAAUGGUAAAGUGAUUUAUAAACUUCAAGUAUAUGAAGGAUAUUGGCAGUUAACUCAUAAUUCACAUCAAUCCAUAAGUAAAAAUGAUACUAAUAGAUCUACAAAUGACUAUUUUAUUAUUGAUCAAAAUUCUGGUGAAAUACGAAUCAAUAAACCGAUUACUUUAGAUAAUUUACAAAAAAUACCUAAAUGUUUAGUUGUCUUUGCUGAAGAUUGUGGUAUUCCAUCGAGAAGAAAUUAUGCAUUUUUAUAUAUUGAUGCUAUGACAGAAGAAGAAGAAGAAGAAGAAGAGCAGAAGAAACAGAAACUAAUCGAUAAUAAUAAUCAAAGACUUCUCAAUCCUGUAUCAGUAAAUAACACAAAGAAUCGUUUAAAUUUUAUUGAUCGAUCGAUUAAUUUAACUGACUUUAAGAGAGACAAUAAACAGCAAUUAGUUGGUCUGAAUUCAAAUAAUAAUAAUAAUAAUCCACAGUUAAAAUUAUUGAAAAUGGACAAUACUCAAAUGUAUCCACAUUCUAAUUCAAGAAUGAAGUACAGUCAAUCAGUCAAUACAAAAUUUCCGUCUUCUCUUCAAUCAAAUUCACUUAAUGAAGAUAAUGAUGAUGAUGAUGAUGAUAUGGAGAAAUUAAUAUCAAAUUAUCGAAUCAUGAUGAAUACUGGUGAAUCGGAUACAGUCAAUACCAAUCAAUAUAAUAGUACUGAUUUGAUUACUGGUUUAGGUAUUGGAUUAGUAAUUAUCAUUCUUGUCUGUUUAUUGCUAUUAUUGACCUAUGCUAUACAUGGAACACAAAAUAUUCGAUUAACAAGAAACACAUGUAAAAAUCGUCGUACAAAGGUUAACGACAAUAUAGUAGUGAAAGAGUAUAAAAAUGAUGAAAUUAAUGAAACUAUGAGCAUGGAAAAAAAUUGUGAGAAUGAUCACAACGGUAGAAAAUUUGAGGGUCCGAACAAGAGAUGGAGGCAAUUUUGUAAUGCCAUGCGUUUUGUAAUCAGUCCUAAUCGUCCGAUGAAUAAUAACAAAAUGUCAAAACGUAUUGAAACUAUGAUCUCUUCAAAAGUCUACACAUUGAACCACAAUAAGAACAUUUCGUUUACUCCACAAGGUGUAAACAUGUAUAUCCCACCGUCUGGUAUCGAGGAUAGUUUUCAUAGUGAUUUCAGUUCUACAGAUCCAUUGAAAAAAAAGGUGUAUGAUAAGAAAUCUAUUUAUCCCAGUCAAAGCGUGUAUCAUAAAGUUAUCUAUCCUCAACUAAAUCAAUUUAUACCUGUAGUUAGUUCUGUUGAUAUGAUGUCACUCUCUAGACAAGAUACUAAUGAAACCGACUAUGCCCAUAAUACUGUUAUUCCAACCAUUGGUAUUGUUGAUAAUGAGAAGCGCUUACUGACAAAUUUAACCCAUGAGGCCGCAGUAACCAAUCAGCAUGCAGGAUCUAAUUGUGAUCGUCUACCGCGUAAUUAUACUGUUUGUGACAGUGGUAUUAUCUCUGUAUCAGAUUAUAUGACACUUAGUCUUCAUGAUACUUACAACCAAUACACUAAGAAGAUUAACCCGACAGACUGUCACUUCUUAAUGAAUCGUAUAAAAAUUUUGAUGAAUCCAACACUCAAGUAUCAGCUAUCUCAUCUCCUUACAUUGAUAAUCGCCAAAAUCCUCAUGUACCAUUGA
Molecule: messenger RNA, 2727 nt
Organism: Heterobilharzia americana
Lineage: Eukaryota; Metazoa; Platyhelminthes; Trematoda; Strigeidida; Schistosomatidae
Source: the annotation of a GenBank genome assembly